Molecule: messenger RNA, 1488 nt
Organism: Ylistrum balloti
Lineage: Eukaryota; Metazoa; Mollusca; Bivalvia; Pectinida; Pectinidae
Product: neuronal acetylcholine receptor subunit alpha-10-like
Exons: 6
Coding region: 1-1488 (495 amino acids)
Biological process (GO): chemical synaptic transmission; nervous system process; regulation of membrane potential
Cellular component (GO): neuron projection; synapse; postsynaptic membrane
Molecular function (GO): acetylcholine-gated monoatomic cation-selective channel activity; transmembrane signaling receptor activity
Source: RefSeq, a predicted model, not a curated record
AUGAAACACGAUGUACAGAAAUGGUUGAUUUCGGUGUAUACCGUUCUUUGCAUGGUAUACACAAUUGCAGCUGGAGCCUGCAAUGAGACCAUUGAAGAGUGUCUUAGGUCGACAAGUUUUAACUUAACGGAUGAGCAAAGGCUUCUUACCAAGCUUAUGGCAUCAUAUAACAAACAGACACGUCCAGUGUUUAACGCAUCACAUCCUGUCAAUGUCAAGGUCGGACUGACAGUCACACAGAUAUUUGACGUGGACGAGAAAAACCAGGUGAUCACCGUUAAUGUUUGGCUUGACCAGGAAUGGCAUGACGAGAAGCUGUCGUGGGACCCUGCCGAUUACAAUGGUCUGUCUGUGAUGAGAAUUCCCUGUAAUAACUUGUGGCUGCCAGACAUAGUCCUCUACAACAGUGCAUCUGACUACAACGAAAAGUACAUGGAAGCAUUGGCUAUGGUGUCAUCUGAUGGUCACGUGUUUUGGCCGCCUAUCGUCAAGCUUCGAAGCUCAUGUCUAAUGGAUAUCACCUAUUUUCCAUUUGAUGAUCAGAUUUGUAAGAUGAAGAUGGGAUCAUGGGCAUACGACGGAUUCCAAGUCGAUAUCCUCAACAGAUCCACAAACAUCGAUCUUACAAAUUACGUGGAGAAUGGAGAAUGGGAACUUAUUAAUACAAGCUCUGUUCGAAACGUUGUGACGUAUCCAUGUUGUCCUGAACCGUUUCCGGAUGUGACGUUUUCCAUGCACAUCCGGCGCCGAACGACCUACUAUAUGUAUAACGUCAUCAUCCCGUCUGUGAUGCUUUCGUCGCUAGCCUUACUUGGAUUCUGGUUACAUCCUGAUGGCGGAGAGAAGGUGACACUUGGAUUAACUGUUCUACUUGCUUUAUCCGUCUUCAUGUUACUUAUAGCGGAGAAUACUCCUGCUACCUCGUUUUAUGUUCCUCUUUUAGGUGUCUACCUUAUAACUACAAUGUCCUUCACCUCAUGCUCCGUCAUUGUUGCUGUCACAGUCUCCAACAUCCAUGCUCGAGGAUCACGUGAUAUGAAAAUUCCAAAAGGAGUCAAGUCAUUUGUUGUUUGUAUUUCAAAAAUGAUGUGCAUGAAAUUACGAUACAUAGAGAAUGGCGAAUACCUUGGCGAAAUUAUCUCCGGAGGACUGCAGAAGUCAACAAAUGGGGACGUUUGUGGCAACACGAAUAGAGUUCACUGUAGUGAGAACCUCACAUCAUUACCUGGAUUUGAAGAACAGGGUAAUAUACAAAUAUCUACCGUGAAUGGCCCGGAUGUAUACAGCGCGUCUAUUCUACAAGCCCUUCAGUGCCUUAUCGAUCAAAGUAAUUCGCGUGACAACGAGGAAAUUAACCGACGACAGUGGGAAGAAGUGGCAUUCAUAGUUGACAGAUUCUUUUUUUGGGUGUUCCUUCUAGGAAUGAUUUUAUCAUCUGUGUAUCUACUCGCGUUUUCACCGCUGUUGUUAAAGAAAAUUUCUCUGUAA